Messenger RNA from Zophobas morio, 4735 nucleotides. RefSeq names its product Neuralized E3 ubiquitin protein ligase 4 (gene Neurl4). The record is from RefSeq and is a predicted model, not a curated record. The coding region runs from base 297 to 4499 and encodes 1400 amino acids. The transcript has 9 exons. NCBI's taxonomy places the organism in Eukaryota, Metazoa, Arthropoda, Insecta, Coleoptera, Tenebrionidae. Gene Ontology annotation, molecular function: ubiquitin protein ligase activity.
UUAUUUUCUUGCACGAGUUUGUAGGUCAUAUGUCCUUGUUAUUUAUUAGCGUAAUAAAAGACCCCCAAUUUGUCUCUAAACGAUCACAAUGUAAGCAAUUUGGGAUGAUUGAGCAUUUGCCCCUUUAUAUAUUUACUCAAUUUAUUCCUUAUCACAAAAUCAAUACUCUUGUUGACACUCCACACCAUUGGCAGCCCUGAUGUUUGACAAGUAACCUUGACACAUGAUCGGCUGUUUACAAAUGGCUGUUUAUAGCCCCCUUUUAAUUCAAAUUUAAUCCAUCAAACGGCCAUAAAAUGGCAUAUUUCCAUUAUCGUUGUGGCGAACGAAUCACUUUAUUAAACGACAACUGCACGGCGGUGCGCAGCGACAGCGACUUCGACAACGGCCUAGUAAUAACAGCGGAGCCUCUAGUCAGCGACGUGCUCUUCGAGAUCAAGAUUGAUCGAAAAGUAAACUCGUGGUCAGGCAGUCUUGAGAUAGGAGUAGUCGACUGUGAUCCUCUGCACUUUGAUUUCCCUGCGUGCUCCUCCAAGAUACAGAACCCAUCAUGGAUUAUGUCAGGAAUGUCGUUCUUCAGGAGCGGAAAUUGCGUGAUCGAGAGGUAUGGUACUGAUUUGGAUAAGCUCAAUCAGGAUGAUAGGAUAGGGUUGAUGCGCACCUCCGAGGGCGACUUAAUUUUUUACGUGAAUGGAGAAUCUCAAGGUGUCGCCGCCGAAAACGUCCCUAAUUUAAUCUACGCCAUCGUCGACGUCUACGGCAAGUGCGUGCAAGUCAGUAUUACCAGUCCAGCACUUCGCGAGCACAAUAACGACGACUGCCUCAGCGGCAGUUCGGUCUUAGCUAUAGAUAACGAUAUUUUGAACGUUACUCUCGGGGGCGACUUGAGCGAGCUGAGCAUGAGCAGCAGCAACAGUCUCGACAUCCGCAUGGACAUGAACGUUAGCAUACUUUCCAGUUUGAGCCUCCCCGAGGAAUGUCCCCGUCCCGAUAAACUCCGCUUCCACGACCGCUGCGGCUCUCUUGUCAAACUCUCCAACGGGAACCGAACUGCCGAGCGUCGUCGCCCUCUGGACGAGUUCAAUAACGGGGUAGUGAUGACCCACCGCCCCCUUCGCGACUCGGAGUUGUUCGAAAUUCGCAUAGACCGUCUCGUGGAUAAGUGGAGCGGCAGCAUCGAGAUGGGUAUCACCACACAUAACCCCAGCACCCUCGUGUUCCCCGCCACCAUGACCAACAUGCGUAGCGGCACCAUCAUGAUGUCCGGUUGCGGCAUCCUGACCAACGGGAAAGGCACCAGACGGGAGUACGGCGACUUCAACUUGGACGAAUUGAGCGAAGGCGACAGGGUGGGGAUGAUGCGCAAACCCGACGGCAACCUGCACUACUUUAUUAAUGGGUUGGACCAAGGUGUGGCGGCCCAACGAGUCCCCUCCACCGUCUGGGGCGUGAUCGACUUGUAUGGGAUGACGAUUAAAGUCUCGAUUGUGGAGAGGGACGAGCGCGAGGAGCAGAACUUGAUGACGAGGAAGAACACGCGGGAUCAGCAGGUGUUGAUCCCCGAACCGCAGCCCCUCCCCGAUUACUACGACCGCCUCACGUUCCACCCCAAUUGCGGGACGCACGCCCAAGUCAUUAAUAACGGGAGGACGGCGCAUAGGCCGAACGCCGCCGAUGAUUUUAACAACGGGGUGGUGUUGACGGCACGCCCCCUCAAAACGGGAGAGCUGUUCGAGGUGCGGUUGGACCGCGUGGUGACGAAGUGGGCGGGGAGUAUCGAAAUAGGCGUGACCACGCACAGUCCGGUGGACUUGGAGUUUCCGUUUACGAUGACGAAUGUGAGGUCGGGGACGUGGAUGAUGACGGGGAGUGGAAUCAUGCACAACGGGACGAUCGUGCUGGAGCAGUACGGGGUGAAUCUGGACCGGUUGCAAGUGGGGGAUAGAGUGGGGGUUGUGAGGAAGGAGAACGGGUUGCUGCACUUCUUCGUGAACGGGGUGGACCAAGGGGCGGCGGCGUCCAACGUGCCGGAGAAAAUCUACGGGGUGAUCGAUCUGUACGGGCAGGCCGUGGAAGCCUCCAUCAUAGACAUGUAUGACUACGGCUCGCCGGAUACCAUCAAUUCCAGUCUGUCAAACACAACGCUGUACAGCGACCUCCGCUUCCACCACGUCCACGGUAAGAACGCCCGAAUUGUCAACAGCGGGCUGACCGCCCUCCGGCCGCGCCCUCUUUCCGAGUUCAACGACGCCAUCGUCUUCUCGAGUCGGCCGCUGCGCGACGGCGAGCUCUUCGAGGUCUGUCUCGACAACAUCGUGGAUCGCUGGUCGGGGAGCAUCGAGCUUGGGGUGACCGCGGUCCGUCCCGACGAUAUCGAGCUUCCAGGCACCGCCACAGACUUGUGUCGCGACACGUGGAUGCUGAGCGGCUCCUCCGUCAUGGAGAACGGCACCACCAUCAAAAACAACUACCCGUGUGACCUGGAUAGCCUCGACGCUGGCGUCCGAAUCGGCGUGGUGCGUUCCUCCGACAAAACUCUGGAGUUUUACAGGGAUGGCGUCCCGCAAGGACCCGCCUGCACGGUGUCUCACAGCACCGUCUACGCCGUCAUCGACCUGUAUGGUCAGUGUGCACAAGUGAGCAUCCCGUGCGUGUCGCCGCUGGCGACGAUGCCGUCGAACCUAGAGAACUGUCCGCGCUCGGACACCUCCAUCAGUCUGCAGGCGGUGAGCGUGGUGCAGCCGACGGUGCAGACGGACCUGCAUAUCUUCUCCGAGUACCACGGGAAAGGAGUGACUCUAGGCGACGGCGGACGAUUAGCUAAAAGGGGAAAGGAUUUGAGCGAGGCGGUAGUUUGCAGCGCCACGCAUCUCGUGCAGGAGGAGCUAUUCGAGAUCUCGAUCGUCUCAUUGGUCGAGCACUUGGCGGGGAGCAUCGCGGUGGGCGUGACGGGAACGCCUCCCAGCAAAGCCAACCCUCUCGACGAUUGCUGCUACAUCACCGGCAACGAGCUCAGGCACAAGAACAAGACAAUCCAGUUGUUCACGCCGAGUUUGAACUGGCUGAACGUGGGGGAUCGCGUUGGGUUACUCCGAACCCAAGACGGCGCGCUGAAGAUCUUCAUCAACAGCGAAGAACUCGCUUUGAAUUUCCCGCCGCUUCCGGACACGCUCUACGUGGUCGCGGAUUUGAGGGGUUCUUGCAGCUCCGUCUCCGUUACUAGUCAUAAAGCACCUUUGUCUCCUCUCAACAGCAUACGGCUCCAGGACAGUUUGGAGUUGGUGCAGGAACAGCUCAAAGACGUCGAAGUCGAUAGCGUCGUCUACGAAUUCCACGAGAACCACGGCCGCAAUAUCGAGAUCGUGGAAGGACGAACGACCGCGAGGAGGGUGGCGUCGUACAAUCAGGGCGUGGUUAUCGCCCAGCCCGCCCUCGAAGUCAAUUCGAAGGUCCAAAUCAUAAUCGACCAAUUGGAAACGCGGUGGCAGUCGUCGAUUAUCGUAGGCGUGGUUUCGGGGCCUCCGGAACGGUUGAACCUCCCGGUGAACGCGUUGGCGUUCAAAGCUCCUUGUUGCAUCGUCGCCAACGACUGGGUGUCGAUCAACGGGAUGAAGUCCCGGUCGAACUAUGGCCAGAAGUUGAGUACCCUUUCGGUCGGAGACACCGUGGGGGUCGUCUUGACAGCUACAGGCUUGAAGUUACUGGUGAACGGGGUCGAGGAGGAACUCCUCGCUUUCGUUUUCCAAACCGGGCAAGCCAUUUAUGCAGUAUUCGAUUUGUACGGACAGUGCCAACAGAUUAAAAUUUUGAACGACGUCGCUGCGCAAGAGACGACCGAAACCCCGGUGACCGAUUUCGAAAAGGCGGAUUUGGAGAGCUGCGAGAAGGAACGCUUGACGCUUCCUAUACCUUCGGCUAGUACUAGUUUGACGUCAUCGGUGACCGUCCAACGCCCCAGCCCCCUUUCGCCGGUGAAGCCAAUCAUUUGUGCGUUCCGCGAGGAAUGCGUUAGCUUCAAGAAACGCCUCCUCUUGCCAGAUCACUACUUCACGUCGGACGAGCCGACGUGUUAUUGCUCCACAUGCAUCAAAGUCAAGAGUCAGGGUGAAAAGGACAAUUCGUUGUUGGGUUGGGUCAAGUUCCCGCUGAAGAACCUGGCCAACACGGCGACGGACAAGUGGCACACCGCGUUCUACCCGAGCAAGAUGGGGGCGGUGCGGUGCAUCCUGGAUAAGGGACAGCCCUUGACUAAAGGGCAAGCGCAAUGGUGUAAUUUGGUGGUCCAGAAGGAAGACGACGUGCAGGUGGUGUUCUACCCGACGUUACAGAGUUGCAAGAGCGGGGGGUACAAGAUGAAGGACAGAGAGGCGCAUGCCGCGUUUCAGUUGCUGGUGAAGCCCAGCGCGUAUUCGGUGUCCAGGGAUCCGCCGGAGUGGAGCACCAAGGAGACUGGAGCCAUAGUUUUAAACGCGUUGCUGAUCCAAGUGACGUUGUCUUAAUGUAUUUUCUCACUGGAUUAAAUGUCUAGCACUUCCGGUUAUUUUUUUAAUCUGCUGUGAUUUGUCCGUGGAACGAAGUAUUGGAUCUGGAACGCGUCAGUGUGAUAUUUUUUUUUAUUUAAGUUCCAGGUUCGUCCGUAGCUGAUUGACUUAUGUUACCGAUGCUAUUUUAAUCACUCGACUAUACCCCACUGUUAAGUUUGAUUUAGGUUCCUAAUAAAAAAUAACGUUGACCA